UUCUGUUCCUCCUCACUUCUCAACUCACUCACUCACCACUUCAACAGUUCAACUCAAACCCCUCUCUCACCCUCUCCAAAAAUAAAACCCAGAAAUUAUCAGUGAUUUCUCUGCUACAUGCAAUUCUGAAUUUCGCCGUUUUUUUCAUGAGUUUUGCGAAUUCAAUUCCUACACAUUCUCAAGAAGGUUGGUGACAUUGGCAUUUUCCACAAUUGGGUAAUUUUUGCAUGGUGGAUAUGAAGUUUUUAAAAGGAACCAGCCUGUAGACUAGCGAGAAUCAUAUCGCAAGCACAUAAAAUGCAACCACCAGGCCCCCCGCGGCCAUUCCGAGGAGCCCAAUAUGACAAAGACAUGUUUACCUUUCUGCCUGCACGUUUUAACAGGGAUGUUUUAGAUGAGUCACCAAAAAAAAGAAAAUUAACUUCCUCUGAUCACCAAAUCACCGAUCCUGCUCCAAAUGUGAGGCAAGGCAUUUCUGGAGCUUCGGACUCCAAGCUCAAUGAUGGCAGCACACAACGUAAAGAAUUUCAAAAUUCUACCCCUUCUUCGGGACCAAGGAAAUCAUCAAAGGGUUAUUCUGAUCAUAGUAAAUACUGGGACCAGAAUGAUUAUGCGGAAAAAUGGCAUCGUAAUAAGAGGGGUUUUCAUGAAUCAGGAUCUGAAAAUACCGGAUAUACUUCUUUCAGUGGGCCGUUGCAAUCUCCAAAUCACAAAGUUUCCUCACCUUUAUUUCCUCUCCCAGAGGCCCGUACUCAUAAAACAUCGAAUUUGGCACCUUCAGCGACAGAAAACUUCAAUCAACAUGAUAAUUAUGAAUCAAAUUUGCAUGUAGCAACUCACAACGAACCAAAUUGGCCCCCUAAGGUGACUGAAGACUUUAGCCGGUGUGAGAAACAUAGAUCAAAAGCACAUGUAACAACUCAUAUUGCAUUGGAUUGGCAACCUCCAUUGGUUCAAGACUCUUACCGGCGUGAGACUCGAGAAUCAAAUGCAAUUGUAGUGACUCAAAAUACAUCAAAUUGGGCGCCUUCGAUGGCUCGAGAUCUUCCACAGCAUGGGAAUUAUGAGCCAAUUGCACAUGUAGCUGCUCAUGAAAGAUCAAAUGGGAUUCCACCAGAGGCUCAAGACCUCAAACACCAUGAGAACUGUGAUGCAAAUGCACAUGUGGUAAGGGUAGCACAAUUUCCUCAUCCCCAAGAGUCUCGGAGCUAUGCACAUCAAAGGCCUGUUCAGCCGAGGGCUAUGGCAUCCAAUUGUUAUGAGCAAGGGCCCAAAAUUUUGGGGGAAUCACAAAGAUUGCAACAAAAUGUUUUCGAGCCAGGACCUGUUAUCGGGGGUUUAGAUGAAAAAUGCCGUGAAGAAACCUACAAGAUUGACUGUCCUUCUAAUGUCAAAGCACAAGGUGAUGCUGGUGGGUUUGCCGGAUUUGACAGUGCUGAAACGUACAAGGACAGGUCUUUCUCGAAUGUCAAGCAAAGUGAUACUGACAGUUUUACUGCAUUUGACAGUAACAAAGCGCCUGGGAACAAUGUCAGUACAUCUGUAUACAACUUACAGAGUGAAACAAAUAAUCUCUUAAAUGUUUUGAAACUUUUGAGUGCUGCUUCCGGUGCUGGUUUAGCUGAUAAUAAUAAUGAUGGUAAUGCUCAAGGUUCUGGGCAUGAUGUUAAAAUGAUGAAAUCACCACCAGGUGCUAUUGUUCAGAAUCUAAACCAUCCUCCAGCAGUUACAAAUCUGUCUAAAAACCACGAAGAUGGUCUUAUUCUUAACAACACUUCUGCAAAUGGUGAAAAAGGUUAUGCUAAAUUAGAUAAUGAAUGCAAGUCUGAAAAUGGACCUUCAGCAUUUGCUGAGAAGUUGUGGGAUGGCACCCUUCAACUGAGUACCUCUGUUUCAGCGUCUGUCAUUGCCUUCUUCAAAAGCGGAGAGAAGAUGCUGGACUUUAGCUGGUCUGAAUCUGUGGAAGUUAGAGGAAAAGUAAGAUUGGAGGCUUUUGAGAAGUAUGUGCAAGAUCUUCCCCGUUCCCGCUCUCGUGGACUCAUGGUGAUGUCAUUUUGCUGGAAGGAAGGUUCAUCUGAUGCCGGACAUAAAGGCAUGAAGGAGGUUGCAAGGAAAUAUAAAGAAGGAAAGAGAGUUGGGUUUGCAAAGUUGUCUACUGAUAUUGAUCUGUACAUUUGUCCUCAUAGUGAUGCAAUAAUCACUAUUCUUGCAAAACACGGCUUCUUUAAGGGAAUGACCGCUGUCAAAGACAAAUCGGAGCUGCUUAUUGGAUGUGCUGUGUGGAAAAAAUACUCGUCUUUUGCUCCUGCCAAAAAAACAGCAGAGGUUAACGCCCCACAAUUAGGUCAGAAUCCGAUGGAAGCAGCAAAAUCUGAUAUAGGUCAGGCUCCGACUGAAGGUGUACAAAGUGGCAGAAUAGACAAAAGUCCGGAGCUUUUUCCCUCACCUCAAGUUGAGCAUGCUAAGCAGUCUAUGGUCACUCAAAAUAAUUUGACCUCCGGUAGUGGUGCCUCUAGCCUGCUAUCAGAGAUUAAGACUGAUGUGGUACUACAUAAGCCUAUUUUACCCAUUCCUUCGGUUUCCUCAAAACAAUCUGCAGAUUUUUCUGAUGAUGAUGAUCUACCAGAAUAUGAUUUUAGAGCUGCAGUUUCUCAGGCUUCAGUGACCAAUACUUCAGCUGUUGCGACACCCAUUUCUGCUGCAAUGAAGUCAGAGGGUUCGACUGCUGCUUCAAUACCUGUGCCAAAUUCUAAUUUUCAACAAUGUGUUGAGCAAUAUUCUGAAGCACAAAAACCAAGCUUCCCAACUCAAGAACAGAACCAAAUCGGGCAUUUUCAAGGACCGGCCUCGCAAAACACAGGGCAGCAACAUUUCCAUUUUCAAGGACUAGUACCACAGAGCGGGAAGCAAUAUUCUGAAGCUCAUCAACCAAGCUUCCCAAGACAGGACCAGAACCUAAGUGGGCAUUUUCAAGGACCAGGCACUCAAAACUUGGAUGAGCAGUCUCUGGUGAAAGUCUCAAGUUUGCCUACACAGGAGCAAAAAAAAAUAGAGAAUAGUUCGAAGCCAAGAAACCUUUUCGAUGAUGAUGAUAUGCCUGAAUGGUGCCCACCAGAUUUCUUCAAGUCAAGAGAAGAGGCCACUACAAAGGCAGAAGCCUUGUUGUCUUCCAAAGUUUCUGGGAUUGCGAAUUUAACUUCUCCACCUCCACCUCCACCGCCUCCCCCAUUGACCCAGAUGCUGCAUCCUUCUAAGCCAGUUGCCAAUGAAAACCCAGCCGGUACAUCAUCCCAGAUGCAGUUCAAAGAGAGAGAUUACGCUUGUACCCAUCAUCAUGUACCCCCACCUCCACCUCCACCAGUUGGUAAUCACCCAUCUACCAAUAAUUUCAUGCAUCAUAAUAAUAAUAAUCCAGCUGCUAUGUCAUCCCAGAUGCAGUUGAAUGAGAGGGAGUACUGUUCUUUCCCUAAUGUUCCCCCACCUCCUCCUCCAACCAAUAAUUUCAUGCAGCACAGUCCAGCUUCGACACGUGUGCAAUUUGGAGACAAUAAUCCAGCUGUUUUUUCAUCCCAGAUGCAGUUCAAUGAGAGAGAGUACCGUUCUGUUCCCCCAGCUCCACCUCCACCUCCACCUCCACCUCCUCCAGUUGGUAAUCAUAGUUCAGCUGCGAUGCAAUUCGGAGACAGAAAACCAGCUGCUAUAUCGUCUCAGAUGCAGUUCAAUGAGAGAGAGUAUCAUUUUGCCCCCCACAUGCCCCCACCUCCUCCUCCUGCUAAUCUCAUGCAUCAUAGUCAGAUGCAAUUUGGAGACACAAAUCCUGCUUCUAUACCCUCCCAGAUGCAUGUUCCCCCACCUCCAGUUAAUACUGAUAAUUUCAUGCCUCAUAAUCCAGCUGCUCGAUCAACCCAGAUGCAAUUUGGAGACACUAAUUACUCUAAUGCCCCUCAUCCUCCCACAUCAUACACUGACAACCCAAUGAGUGAUAGGGUCAUCCAUCAAAAUCCAGCAUAUCCUCCCGGUUUCACACCAAAUCCUGCUUUUCGGCCUUGUUUUGAUCAGCCUGUCUGUCCUACUCGGAGUACAAGGCCAUGACUUUUGGGGCUUUAGCUUUCUAGGAUGAUACAAGGUCAUUAUAGACUGCCGCUAGUUUCAACUUGUGUAAAUAAGAUAGAAAUAGUUUUCCAGUUAAUCUCUAUACUUUGAAAGUCUAGUCUUCCAUGCUAGUUUCCUGACAUCAGUUCUAUUCUGAAUUCCAAUGUCUUAUGGAUGCAAAGAAAAUCCAUGUCUGAAUUAUACAGAAUUCACAGCAUAACCCAAAGUGGGAGAAAUUAUACAUAAUUUCAUGUGAAAAAAAAAUUCUGUGAA
Molecule: messenger RNA, 4365 nt
Organism: Spinacia oleracea (spinach)
Lineage: Eukaryota; Viridiplantae; Streptophyta; Magnoliopsida; Caryophyllales; Amaranthaceae
Exons: 5
Coding region: 298-4092 (1264 amino acids)
Biological process (GO): DNA-templated transcription
Cellular component (GO): nucleus
Source: RefSeq, a predicted model, not a curated record